AGGCCAUCGAACUCACCAGACAAGCUUGAAGAUGGGGACGUCCUGGAACUGUGCUUUUGUAUUGGCGAUCUUUCUCGCCAGGACUGGAGCUUCCCCUGCCAUCGUGAAUGGAACCCUGGGACACUCGGUUUCCUUGCUUCCUUCGAUCCCAGUCAGACAGGACAUGGAUGAGGUUGUGUGGAGAAGGUCAUCAUCCAGCACAAAGAUAGCACGAUACUUGGAACGGUCGAUUAAAUACUUUAAUACCAGUUACAACAACCGAAUAACUCUUCAUUCCGGAAACUUCAGCCUGGAAAUCCAUGAUCUGAGGAAAGAGGAUGCUGAUGAAUACGAGGUCAUUGUUACAGCAGGAGAUUCAGGAGACGAACGCAGAGAGCGUAUCCAACUUAAGGUGUACGAGCUUGUGUCAGGAGCAAACAUCAUAGUUCAGACCACUGGGAUCUGCAACCUCACCUUGACCUGCACCGUGACCUCAGGUGACCCCACCAGCUUCAAGUGGUGGUGGGAAGGAGAAACUUUGGUAAAUGGCAGCACGCGGCACAUCUGGGUACUCGGAAAUAUGCUAGAGGUUCAUCACACUGCAGAGGUCAAGGACGCUGUGUACAAAUGUGAGGCCAGGAACCCCAUCAGUAAUGGAAAGGCAGAGAUCCAGCUGAAGGACAUCUGCAAACUGGACACAUCUGCUGACAAAUCGUCAAACAGCAACAACAAGCAGAACAUUGCAGUCAUUGCAGCCAUUGCAGUCAUUGCAGGCACUCUAAUCAUCGUCUUUGUGGUUGCCAUUAAGAUGAAGGGCUCAGUUCGCUCGAUUUAUUUCACCCACGGGAGGAGGACAACAGAAGGGAGCAGGCCUGAAGACCCAAGUCCCUGCACUAUUUACGCAGAAGUUCAGGCAAUAAACAUAACAGCAACUAACCGGCAGCCUCCAGAGGGAAACGAGAUGGUUCACAGUCAAGAGGAGAUGAUGAAGAUUCCUCCCACCGUGUAUGACACUGUCAAGACCCCUAGGUCCCCUCAAAUAACCCACCAUUGUGAACCAGGAGACAACCAUCCUCCACGGAUGUGAUCCGUGUUCGACAGCCACAGUCGCGAGUGCUUGGGUGUUAAAUCAGGGUGGGGAUGGUGGGAGGGCAGAUAUUGCAAUGGGUUUCUCUUGUGGCCCAGGCAGUACCCUCGUGAGGGUAGGUGUGGGUGGGGUAGGUAGAGCAUGUAUAUCGGGUAACUUGCCCACCCCAUCCUUCACCCUUCCUGUUCAUACAGCUCACCGAGUACCAUCUGUACCAAACCCAUUCACCAAACACCUGCUCCGUAGCCUCUGUGCUUUGACUAUUCGAGUGUUCACCAGAUACUUUCAAAUCUUGUGAGAGAACUGUGUUUCAGGUUGCAAACUUGCUUUCCUGAGAUCCCCUCGAAUGCCUCUACUCCUCAGAUUAAACCUAUGCCCUCUGGUUCAGGAUUCCUCCAUUAUCUGCCAAUUACUAACUCAAGUUCAAGUUUAUUGUCAUCUGACUGUUUUUAUUUACAACCAAAUAAAACAAUAUUCCUCUGGAGUGUGGCACACUCACAAGACAUAAAACAUCACGUUAUUACCACAAAUAAUAAAAUGUAAUUCCGAGCACAUGUAGUCUGCAGGACCAGUAAGCUGUUCACUAUCUGAGUGACGAGACCUCGGUGCUGACAGGGGAGGCAUUAGUCUCCCAGCCUGAGGGAAGAAUCUGUUCCCGAUCUGUCAGUCCCAGUCCUGUUGCUUCUGUACCUCCUUCCUGAUGGUGUUGGCGAUUUUGAGAUGGGUGGAAGGGGUCCUCAUCAAUACUUUGGGCUCUUUUAUCAACACUCCCAGUAAAUGUGACAAACAGGGGGAGGGAGACCCAGCUGAACCUCUCGGUGGCUUUUAUUCUGAGCGCACCAAGAAACUUCAUACUCUUCAGACUCUCUACAGCAGAGCCACUGAUGUGCAAUGGAGAGUGGUUGACAGGAGCCUUCCUGAAGCCCACAGUCAUCUUUUGUCUUGUCUACAUGGAGACUAACACAAAAUAUAAAAAUGGAUAGUAAAAGUUUUUAAAAUUAUAUAAAGUGGAAAAGGUUGGCUAAAGUGAAUGUAAAUCCCUUGGAGGAUGAGAAAGAUGAAUUGAUAUUGGGGAAUGAGAAAACAACAGAGGCUUUGAAUGAUUAUCUUGUGUCAUUCUUCACAGUGGAGGACACGUCUGGGGGUGUUCAUGCAUUGCAACACUUUUAAAGCAAAGUAGAACGAUUGCCUUAUAAUGCUGAGAAAAAGCAAUGUUGAGCGUUUAACAUGUCAUGUCCAACUGGUGUGAGAGAACUGCAUGAGCUUGCCCAGAAAAGACAGGUAUGCAGUAGUGCCACAAAGUCUGCAUUGUCACUGUUAAUAAAAUUAAUAAAGCUACUUUAGUUCUUAAUUCUAAGUUCUUAUCUGGAUUCUUGGACUCCAUGUAUCCCGUACAUUUGCAGCAAAAUGCUUUACUCUUAAACUCAGUUCCUCUCACAAUGAAGGCCAAGAUUCCAUUUGAUAACAUGUGUCACCUGAAAACAACCUUUUGUAGUUCAUAUUCUGAAGUCAGUCUUUCCCAGUCAGUCCUGAUGAAGAAGCUGCAGUGUGAAGAAAAGCUGUUCUCAAUCUCCCCCCAAGGAUGCUGACAUAAUGAGCUCUUUCUGUCUUCAUUACAGCCAUCCAGCAUUUCUCAUUUUUAUAACUCAAUGAAACAGGUCACGCAUUUCAGGUUGGAAUAGAGAGUAGUGUUUAUACCCUGAUCUAUAUUUCCUCUAUGCCCCACAGUUUUUGCUCCCAGAGCUGGAAUAGACAGUGUGAACCUGUUUUCAUUUAGCUUA
This is a messenger RNA of Hypanus sabinus (Atlantic stingray), 2847 nucleotides long. RefSeq names its product SLAM family member 5-like. The coding region runs from base 32 to 1066 and encodes 344 amino acids. Lineage: Eukaryota; Metazoa; Chordata; Chondrichthyes; Myliobatiformes; Dasyatidae. The record is from RefSeq and is a predicted model, not a curated record. The transcript is spliced from 6 exons.